GGUCUCCUCCCCCCUCCCCGCCUUCGUUUUCUCUCUGCCUCCUUCCAAGUUUCCUUCUUCACUUGUACCAGAGCAGAAUUCUGAUGGAACUGCAAAGAUGUUCGUAUCCAGACUCCUGGAUUUUCAAAAGACAAAAUAUGCAAGGUUCAUGAAUCACAGGGUUCCGGCCAACAAAAGGUACCAGCCUACAGAAUAUGAACAUGCAGCCAACUGUGCCACACAUGCUUUCUGGAUUAUCCCCAGCAUCCUUGGCAGUUCCAACCUUUACUUCCUGUCUGACGAUGAUUGGGAAACGAUUUCUGCUUGGAUCUAUGGCUUUGGCCUGUGUGGCCUCUUUGUUGUCUCCACAAUUUUCCACACUGUCUCCUGGAAGAAAAGACACCUCAGGAUGGUGGAACACUGCCUGCAUAUGUUUGACAGAAUGGUGAUCUAUUUCUUUAUAGCAGCAUCAUACGCCCCCUGGCUUAAUCUUCGGGAGCUUGGUCCCUGGGCCUCCCACAUGCGCUGGAUUGUCUGGAUCAUGGCUUCUGUUGGGACCAUCUAUGUGUUCUUCUUCCAUGAACGAUACAAACUUGUGGAGCUGCUGUGCUAUGUCGUGAUGGGUUUUUUCCCAGCCCUAGUCAUCCUCUCUAUGCCCAACACCGAUGGAAUCUUGGAGCUCAUGACCGGAGGUUUCUUUUACUGCUUUGGGAUGGUGUUCUUCAAGAGCGACGGGCGGAUACCCUUUGCCCAUGCCAUCUGGCACCUCUUUGUGGCAUUUGGAGCUGGCACACACUACUAUGCCAUCUGGAGGUACCUCUACCAGCCCAACACACUGGAGUCUAAAGUGUCCAAAUGAGACGUCAAAGAAUCUCACGAUAAGCCUGGUGCCCUUGGAACAGUGCAUUAGAGGAGAUGUUACUGGGAUGAGGCCCUGCUCAGAGGUUCCAGGCCUGUCUUUUGCUUCAUUGCUGGAUGUUUCUUUUGGAUGGGUCCUGGGUCAUGUCUGGUGAUUGCCAGAAACCUCUAGGGUAUCUGGUGCAGGAAAAAGGCACUAGAAGGCUUUAUCAGAGGGCAAAACAUUAACCAGAUACUUUGUUUAUGUUUUAGACAAGUGUUCUAUAACAAAAAUCAACACUAAUGUCUUCAGGAAAGGGAACUGAUCUCUUUCUGGAAACAAAAGGGCAUGAUAGGCAAAGAUUUUGUUCACAGGGUCCUGAAAACCUUUAAAAUGACAAUUAUACUCCUCUAGGGAGAAAAUCAGCCUCUG
Dromiciops gliroides (monito del monte) is the source of this 1249-nucleotide messenger RNA. RefSeq names its product monocyte to macrophage differentiation associated 2 (gene MMD2). Lineage: Eukaryota; Metazoa; Chordata; Mammalia; Microbiotheria; Microbiotheriidae. The record is from RefSeq and is a predicted model, not a curated record. The transcript has 7 exons. Gene Ontology annotation, molecular function: pore-forming activity. The coding region runs from base 98 to 838 and encodes 246 amino acids. Gene Ontology annotation, cellular component: membrane.